CAAAGAGUCUCAUGAGUAGUGUUGUAUGGAUUUUUCGUCAUUUUUAGCGGAUUUUGCAAAGACAAAUUAGAAUUUCAGAUGCAGAAUUGGGGUUUUCUAGCUAGAUUCUGGGGUUGCUGGGAAUUUCUUGGAUUCACGUUCUGAGGGGAACCUGCAUUCUAGAUUCGUUUCCUUGAAUCCCAUUUUAUAAUUGUUUUUUGAGAGCAUUUCUGAAGAAAAAGUGGAAUUUUAAUACAAGAAAGUUGAAUUGGGGUUUGUUUCAUUGAAAUUUGAUAUUACACAAUAAAAGAAUUUCUGAUUAGAAAGAACCAUUUUCUGGAAAAAUCUUCGAAUCUGCAUUUUGUGCAUUUUGGGCUGGUUUAGUCUUAUUUAUGAAAAUUUAGGACUUGGUCUGAAUUCUCCAUGGGGAAGAAAAAGAAGCAAACAGGAGGGAAAACUAGUGAUUCGGAUUCAAAUCAAAACAAAUCAGAAGAGUCCAGCUCGAAAAUGUUCAAUGAGGAUGCUGCUGUCUUCAUCAACAUGGCUCAGGAAUUGAAAAUGGAUGGCAACCAGCUGUUUCAGAAACGGGACCCGGAAGGAGCCCUGUUGAAGUAUGAGAAAGCCCUUAAGCUGCUCCCCAAGAACCAUGUUGAUGUGGCCUACAUCCGCAGCCACAUGGCUGCUUGCUACAUGGACAUCGGCCCUGGUGAGUGGCGGAAGGCGAUUGAAGAAUGCAAUCUGGCCUUGGACAUCUCCCCCAAGUAUGGUAAAGCCCUCUUGAAGAGGGCGAGGUGUUAUGAAUAUCUGAAUAGGCUCGAUUUGGCCUUGCAAGAUGUCAGCUUGCUUCUGAAGUCGGAGCCGAACAAUGCUACGGCAUUGGAGAUCGCGGAGAGGGUUAGAGAGAAGCUCGAGAAGAAGGGACUCAAGGCUGACAAUAGAGGGAUCAUUUUGGCUCCAGAAUACGAUGAGCUCCCAUGUCCAUCACCUAAAACAGUGAAACGUAAGCUUAGAAAGAAGAAGAGCAGCAAGAUGGAGGAUAAGGUGGUUGUUGAGGAGCACCAUAAUGACAAGUUGGCCGUGGAGGAGCAUCAAAAUGAUACGGAAGAGGCGACAAGGACUGUGAAGUUGGUGUUUGGGGAGGAUAUAAGGUGGGCCCAGAUACCGACCAAUUGUAGCAUUUCACAGCUGAGGGAGAUUGUCUGGAAUCGUUUUCCGGGCUUGAAGGCCAUUCUUAUCAAGUAUAAAGACCAGGAGGGCGACUUGGUAACAAUCACCAGCACGGAAGAGCUGAGGUUGGCUGAAGCAUCAGCUGAUCCUCAGGGUUCAGUAAGGUUAUACGUUGUAGGAGUCUGUCCUGGGAAAGAUCCGUUGUUCUUCGAGGAAGCGAAAAAUGGUGGGGAAACACGAAGGGCUGAUAUGAUCCCAAGUAAUGUUCCUGAGAAUGGAAGGACGAAGCGGGGUGGGGAAAACAGGUCUUUUUGUAUCGACGAUUGGAUUGUCCGAUUUGCUCAGCUGUUCAGGAACCAUGUUGGGAUCAAUUCGGAUGGGUACUUGGAUCUUCAUGAACUUGGGAUGAAAGUAUACUCAGAAGCUUUGGAGGAAGUGGUUACGAGUGAAGAAGCACAAGGUCUUCUUGAGGAUGCAGCUGGAAAGUUCCAGGAGAUGAUGGCUGUAGCUCUGUUCAAUUGGGGGAAUGUUCACAUGUCCCAGGCGAGGAAGAGAAUGAUCUUGACAGAAGAUGCUUCGAGCGAUUCAGUAAUUGAGCAGGUUAGAAGUGCUUAUGCGUGGUCAAAAAGAGAGAAUAAGAAAGCAGGGGAGAAAUACAAAGAAGCCCUAAAAAUAAAACAUGACUUCUAUGAAGGGUUCCUCGCGCUGGGGCAACAGCAGUUUGAGCGAGCGAAACUUUCUUGGUGUUUUGCGAUGGGAAACAAGGUUGAUUUGAAGACAUGGCCUUCUUCAAUAGUUAUAAAUCUUUUCACACAUGCUGAGGAGAACAUUGUGAGGGGCGCAGAGAUUUGGGAGCAGGUGGAGGCAAAGGGUUUGAACAGACUCUCUAGAAUAGAUAAGGAGAAAGAAGUGCUGCAGAAAGUCGGGUUGGAUGGUCAUUCCAAAGAUUCAUCUGCAGACGAAACUGCAGAGCAGGCUACGAACAUGAUGUCUCAGAUCAACCUCCUGUGGGGCACCAUGCUCUAUGAGCGCUCAACUAUAGAAUUCAAGUUAGGGAUGGAGUCGUGGAAAAAUCAUGUGGAAGCUGCCACCAAAAAAUUCAAACUUGCUGGAAUUUCUCAAACAGACAUUGCAGCUAUGAGGAAGAAUCAUUGUUCUAAUGUGCCUACUGAUCUAGGGUUGGGGUUCGAUACUGAUGAGAUAGUGCAGGCAUGGAAUGAAAUGUAUGAUGCUAAAAGGUGUCUGAGUGGCUUUCAAUCUUUCCGGCUAGAACCGUUACUUCAACGGCAGGUCCCAAAAUUGCAUCGUAUCUUGGAGCAUGCAUGAUUUGUUUGUCAUCGACUUGGGGGCAAGGGAUCAAAUUUUGAACCAUUUUUCAUACACAUUUGAAGACUCUCCAAUGCUCAUAAGCGGCACAUGUUGCUGACUGAGAUAGUAUCAACUGGGAGUGCCGAAUGCUACAGCUUCGAUGCAAACACGGAUAUCUUCAGUGGCAAUUUUGAGUGCCAGACCCAUCUGGACCAGCUCCUAUCUGUACUCCUGUGUCUGAUCAGCUGCCAAGCUGAUCUUACUGAAAAACAUCCUGAUACCGCACACAGCCAUACCAACUUAUCUUCUACAUCUGCUGUUUUGAUCCUACUCUUGAAGUAUCAUCUGUUCUGCGGCUAUCAGCAAAUGUGAAGCAAAGUCUGCUACUUUCCACAACCCAUCCAACAUGAGGUAGCCCACUAUUUGCCGUCUCUGACUUCCAUUGGAGCAUAACUGUUAGGCUGCAUCAAUAAUGACUCAUUUCCGAUCCAAAUAUCAGACCAGAAGUUCACAUUACCUCUUCCUAUCUAUCAGCUGUUUGGAGUUUGAUUUACUACAGCUCCGCUAAUUAAGCUCCUCCAUAGUCUGGAUCCAGAUGUAGGUUGCAGCUUAUCCAGCUGUCUGUAAAGCCAGAUUGCCUGAGAACUCCACAAGGAACUUCUACUCAAGGCAGUCAAAUGCUUUUUCCAUUCCCCAACGUUAAGAUUAUGUUACCUCCCCACACCUUUCUAUCCAACAUUCUCCCCCACCAUUUUCGAGUCUAGAGCAACAUUUUCCAAUGUGUUCUGUCCUUGCACAAAUGCACCAACUUGCUUCUCUGAUAUAAUGCCCGUUAAUAACUUGUUUAACUUGAGAGUGAUGAUUUUAGAGA
This is a messenger RNA of Magnolia sinica, 3325 nucleotides long. RefSeq names its product protein PHOX1-like. The record is from RefSeq and is a predicted model, not a curated record. Gene Ontology annotation, molecular function: protein binding. The coding region runs from base 403 to 2472 and encodes 689 amino acids. NCBI's taxonomy places the organism in Eukaryota, Viridiplantae, Streptophyta, Magnoliopsida, Magnoliales, Magnoliaceae. The transcript has 3 exons.